GCAAGCAGUGCUCUCUCUCCCUCUCCCUCUCCCUCUCUGAAAGCUUCAUCUGCAGCAAGCUUAUCUGAUUAAUCAUAGUUGAGAGCCAACCAUGGCGGACCCAGCUCCUCUGCUGCAAGACAUGCCUAAGGGUUUCAGAUUCCUUCCCACCGAUGAAGAGCUCGUCCGUCACUGCCUCCACCACAAAUUCAUGAACGAUGAUCCUUCCAUUCACGACACCAUCCCUGAGAUCGACGUUUGCAAGCACGAACCCUGGGAAUUACCAGAGUUUUCGCUGAUCAAGUCGGACGACCCACAAUGGUUUUUCUUCAGUCAUCUCGAUUACAAGUACCCUGGUAGUAGUACUCGAUCUAAUAGGGCAACGUCGCUGGGCUACUGGAAAGCCACCGGUAAGGAAAGGAAAAUUACAGAACGAGGCACUCACAAUGUCAUUGGGACCAAGAAGACUCUGGUUUUCUACGAAGGUCGUGUUCCUGGCAUUAAAACUAAUUGGGUUAUUCAUGAAUAUCAUGAUGCUCUCUUUCCUCCAAACCAGAGAACCCAUGUUCUAUGUAGGUUAAUGAAGAAAAUCAAGAAUGAAACAAAAGGAAAGAUGGAUGAACUAGUUUGUGAUAGAAGGGAGCCAAGUAACCAUAUGGUUGUUGAGUAUGAAAAUCAAGCAACUACGCAUGUGAUUCCAGAUGUACGCAGACAAAUUCUCGAGAUACACAAUUUCUCAAACAUGGAUUCAAUGAUUCAAACACCACUUGAUUUUGAUUCAACCGAUGAGACGCCCCAGGAGCCAGAAGAAGGAUUUGAUUUCAGUUCAUUCUUGCUGUUGUCUCCAAGAUUGGAUGAGCAAGAGUAAUUGGAAAUGAUAACAGCAUCAGAUAUGCAUUAACACGUGAAGAAAGGAAGACUAUAUAUGUUGAACUAAAGGGUAAAGAAUUGAGGUGUAUCUUUUAAUGAUUUAACUCGUUGAACGAGGGUUUUAUAUAGUGGGGUUGGUCUGUUGUAAGUCGCAACUUACUUCUGAUUAUAUGAAGUUUACAUAAUACGAUUUUGUAUAUCUAGGUUUA
Molecule: messenger RNA, 1058 nt
Organism: Prosopis cineraria
Lineage: Eukaryota; Viridiplantae; Streptophyta; Magnoliopsida; Fabales; Fabaceae
Product: protein NTM1-like 9
Exons: 4
Coding region: 92-847 (251 amino acids)
Biological process (GO): regulation of DNA-templated transcription
Molecular function (GO): DNA binding
Source: RefSeq, a predicted model, not a curated record